Aphidius gifuensis is the source of this 1023-nucleotide messenger RNA. RefSeq names its product alaserpin. Lineage: Eukaryota; Metazoa; Arthropoda; Insecta; Hymenoptera; Braconidae. The transcript is spliced from 5 exons. Bases 1 to 1023 code for a protein of 340 amino acids. The record is from RefSeq and is a predicted model, not a curated record. Gene Ontology annotation, molecular function: serine-type endopeptidase inhibitor activity.
AUGACCUACCAUGGAGCUGCUGAAAAAACAAGAAAUUUAUUUCAUCCAGUUAUUGGACAUGGUCCAGAGUCUCGACGAACAAUAUUAAAAGCUCAAAAAGAAUUUAUUAAAACGUUCAAGGGAGACAGUAGCAGUGGAUUGAUAUGGAUAAACAAGAUUUAUUUGGCUGAUGAUAUCACCAUAAAUCCAGAUUUUAAUAAAAUUGUUAAAUCAAUUUUUCAAUCUUCUGCUAGAAAUAUCGAUUUCCAUGAUCCAAUUGAAGCCAGUGAUACCAUCAACUAUCAGAUUGAUGAUGAAACUGAUUCAACUUUUUCGAAAAUUGUUAUUCCUGCUGAUUUUAAUAGAAAAACACAGCUUGUACUUGUCAAUGCAAUUAAAUUCACUGGAUAUUGGAAAUUUCCAUUUGAUGCUAGUAAAACAAGGAAAGAAAAAUUUCAACUUGGUGGUGGAAAAACAAUUUAUGUACCUACAAUGUCAGCAACAUUUAUGUGUGAUGCAGGAACAUUAAAAAAUAUUCCUGCUCAAUAUGUUGUACUUUUAUUUAAGGUAAAGUCUUCAACACUUAGAGCUAUUGAGGAAGAACUUAAAAAUGAAAAACUUGCUUCAAUUCGAAAUUGGAAGAAUAAACAGAAACAAAAAUAUCAUGUACAACUUCCUAAAUUUAAAAUUGAAUCAAAUUGGAAUCUUGAUGAGCCUAUUAAAAAUCUUGGUCUAAAAAAUAUAUUUACAAAUGAUGCAAAUUUUGGUCGUAUGACAGAUGAAUCUGUUUCAGUUGAUAAAAUUUUACAAAAUGUAAAAAUCAAUGUUAAUGAAAAAGGUUGUUCAUCUUCAGCUUCUUCUUCUUCUUCUUAUGAAAAUAAUGAUUCGAAUGAGAGCAGUACUUGGUCACAUAAAAAAUCAACUUUGAGUGUACGAGUUGAUCGUCCUUUUUUAGUUUUCAUAAUGAAAAAAGGUGUUAUAAGUCUCAGCGCUCGAAUUACUAAGCCAUGUUUUUGUAGAUAUAAAGAAUCGAUUAUUGAAUGA